AUGUCGGAAGCUCUAGGAAUCGACGAGCAUGACCUGAAGGCGCAAAAUCCGCGCUUUUUGCUCCGACAACCUCGUGCGCUUCAAUGGUUUGAGCACGGUCGCUUGGUCAAGCGUCAUGACGAGGAAAGACAAGCUGGUCGCUUUGAACUAUUCCUCGAUUUGCUAUACGUCGCAAUCUUAUCUAACUUCGCGGAUUUCCUCGCGGAAGACAUUUCGGGCGCAAAACUUGUCAAAUACAUUUUGGUCUUAGCUCCAUCAUGGCACAUAUGGAGCGACAUUCGCGAAUUGAUGAACUCGUUUUACAAUGAUGACCUCCUUCAACGCCUUCUGAUACUCUGGCUGAUGGCCGUGCUGGUCGUUUACGGAAAUAAUGCUCCUCUGGUUGACGAAGAUAUCGGCGCCAUGCGCGCAGCAGUCGGUUCCUACAUGGUCGCCCGUGUAACGAGCAACCUGGCGCAUCUUGUCUUCUCUUUCGCAAGCUAUCAUCAUCGUCGGCAACAACGACUGUGGGUCGUUCUUUCGUCUAUAUGCCUGUGUAUCUAUAUUCCUCUCUAUUUCGAGGAUGUAUCGAUUCGCGGCAAGAUUGCGGCUGCUGCGGUCGCGGUAUCGCUGGAGGAGUUCAUUUGGGUUUUCUGCUAUAGUCCCGUGGCGAAGAAGUUGCUUCGCGUGAAGUAUUCAACUGCUGUGGAUAUUGCACAUGAGAUUGACCGCUUCGCGGCGUUCUACAUUAUUGUUCUGGGUGAAUUUCUUUAUCUCAUUGUCAAGGGCUCAAAUGCUGCCGUUGGAUUUAAUGAGGGCCUCCUACGUGCUAUCUGGACUUUGAUCAUUGCUUUCUGCUUGAAUUGGCUGUACACACAUGCAGAUGGGUCUAUGGAGAGCACACAUCCGCUACGACACAAUAUUUACACUGGGUUCUCCUUCGCUCUGAUUCAUCUGCCACUCAUUGCUGCUCUUUUGGCAGGUGGGCACGUCGCAGCGGCUUCGGUAGCUGAAGAAGACUUUGAGGACGCGCAGCGGUGGUUGCUUUGCGAAGGUCUUGGUGUCGGAAUGAUGUGCCUAUAUUUCUUUGCUCUGAUCCAUGCCUGCCAAGAUGAACCAGGUACAUUACUGAUGACAAAGCACGUUCGCAUCAUAAUGCGCCCGAUCACCGGCCUCAUCACCAUUCUACUUCCACUUGCCCACCAUCUCAACGCUACAGAGAUUCUUUCAAUCAUAAUGGCAAUGUAUGUGGUCUGCUUGGUUUGGGAAACUGUCGGUUCGCUCAAGAAGGGGGCUUGCUUCUUUGAGCAUUGGAGCGACGUCGAUUAUCCUGAAACUCACCAACAAGAAGAGCAACCUAAAGACAAUGAGGCCACGAUGCCCUAG
This is a messenger RNA of Penicillium cosmopolitanum, 1365 nucleotides long. RefSeq lists its product as uncharacterized. Lineage: Eukaryota; Fungi; Ascomycota; Eurotiomycetes; Eurotiales; Aspergillaceae. The coding region runs from base 1 to 1365 and encodes 454 amino acids. The transcript is spliced from 4 exons. The record is from RefSeq and is a predicted model, not a curated record.